UAGGCUAUAAACAGCAAUCGUAGGCCAUAGGCAGAGGCAAAGCCUCGGUUCCCAAGCCAAGCAGGAAACUUGAUCUUAAAGAAAUUAGAUUCGAAUUCGAUUGCAAUGGCCGCUGUAGGAAUCGAAACUAAGCAGGUGGAAUCGGUCGUGGCGGAGGAGGCAUGCUCAGCUAAAGGGGCAUCGAAGCAAGGAGAGGGACUCAGGCAAUACUAUCUCCAACAUAUCCAUGAACUACAGCUCCAAGUCCGACAAAAGACUCACAAUCUCAAUCGCCUUGAAGCCCAGCGCAACGAACUCAAUUCAAGAGUUAGGAUGCUUAGAGAAGAAUUACAGCUGCUUCAGGAGCCUGGAUCUUAUGUUGGUGAAGUGGUCAAAGUGAUGGGCAAAAAUAAGGUUCUUGUAAAGGUCCAUCCAGAGGGGAAAUAUGUUGUUGAUAUAGACAAAAACAUUGACAUCACCAAGAUCACACCAUCAACAAGAGUAGCACUUCGUAAUGAUAGCUACGUUCUUCAUUUGAUUUUGCCAAGCAAAGUAGAUCCACUUGUCAACCUCAUGAAAGUUGAAAAAGUUCCAGAUUCUACAUAUGACAUGAUUGGUGGUCUUGAUCAACAAAUUAAGGAGAUAAAGGAGGUCAUUGAGCUUCCUAUCAAACACCCUGAAUUAUUUGAGAGUCUUGGAAUAGCUCAACCUAAGGGUGUCUUACUAUAUGGACCACCUGGUACGGGAAAAACACUAUUGGCUAGAGCAGUGGCUCAUCAUACUGAUUGUACUUUCAUCAGGGUUUCUGGUUCAGAAUUGGUUCAGAAAUAUAUUGGAGAAGGCUCUAGAAUGGUUAGAGAACUCUUUGUCAUGGCAAGGGAACAUGCUCCAUCAAUCAUUUUUAUGGAUGAAAUAGACAGCAUUGGGUCUGCUCGGAUGGAAUCUGGAAGUGGCAAUGGUGACAGUGAGGUGCAAAGGACUAUGUUGGAACUUCUCAAUCAGCUUGAUGGAUUUGAAGCAUCAAACAAGAUCAAGGUUUUGAUGGCCACAAAUCGGAUUGAUAUUCUUGAUCAAGCUCUCCUUAGGCCUGGACGAAUUGACAGGAAGAUCGAAUUUCCAAAUCCUAAUGAAGAGUCUCGUCUAGAUAUCCUUAAAAUUCAUUCAAGGAGAAUGAAUUUAAUGCGUGGGAUUGAUUUGAAGAAGAUUGCCGAGAAGAUGAAUGGUGCAUCUGGUGCGGAGCUAAAGGCGGUGUGCACUGAAGCUGGUAUGUUUGCUCUAAGGGAGAGGAGGGUGCAUGUAACACAGGAAGAUUUUGAGAUGGCAGUUGCCAAAGUGAUGAAGAAGGAGACGGAAAAAAACAUGUCAUUGCGGAAGUUGUGGAAAUAAUUACUCUUUUGUUAUCUACUUGGUUGUUUGAGCAAGUAUUCAAUUAGUGCUACAUUUGACUCGUUGCUUGGCUGUUUGUUAACAAGGUUACCAUCAUUUAGAUUUGCAAUCUGAGGGAGGGAAAACGCAAUCUUUUUCUUGUGUGAAGUAGUUACUUCAGUUAAUUGGUGUAUUUGUUUAUUUAUAGGAAAGAAAAAGGAAAAAAAUAGGUACUUCAUAAA
Mangifera indica (mango) is the source of this 1586-nucleotide messenger RNA. RefSeq names its product 26S proteasome regulatory subunit 8 homolog A. NCBI's taxonomy places the organism in Eukaryota, Viridiplantae, Streptophyta, Magnoliopsida, Sapindales, Anacardiaceae. The coding region runs from base 106 to 1365 and encodes 419 amino acids. Gene Ontology annotation, molecular function: ATP hydrolysis activity; proteasome-activating activity; ATP binding. Gene Ontology annotation, biological process: proteasome-mediated ubiquitin-dependent protein catabolic process. The record is from RefSeq and is a predicted model, not a curated record. Gene Ontology annotation, cellular component: proteasome regulatory particle, base subcomplex. The transcript is spliced from 9 exons.